Molecule: messenger RNA, 6876 nt
Organism: Colletotrichum spaethianum
Lineage: Eukaryota; Fungi; Ascomycota; Sordariomycetes; Glomerellales; Glomerellaceae
Product: reducing polyketide synthase rdc5
Exons: 5
Coding region: 1-6876 (2291 amino acids)
Biological process (GO): secondary metabolite biosynthetic process; fatty acid biosynthetic process
Molecular function (GO): phosphopantetheine binding; fatty acid synthase activity; oxidoreductase activity
Source: RefSeq, a predicted model, not a curated record
AUGGCGCCCGGCGUCCUGUCCUACUCCUCCUCGGGGACAUCGCCUUCGGCAAGUCCUGUAAUGAUGACCCCGAUCGAUCACUCCGAUACCACGUCCGAUGGCUUCACCAGCCUGUCCGUGGGGCCCCUAGAUGGCGUCGGCCUCAACAUCCACGGACAAUCCUCGAACGGUAAUGGCCACUCCAACGGCCAUUCCAAUGGCGGCGCCGGCAGCAGCGCAAACGCGGCCUACACGAACCCAGUCGGUGGCAGCGAUGCCGGAUUGAAACAGAUGCCCAUCGCCAUUGUCGGCAUGGCUUGUCGUCUGCCGGGCAGCGUCUCCAGCCCUGCCGAAUUCUGGGAGCUGUGCUCCCGCGCCAGAACCGGCUUUACUCCCGUGCCCAAGGAGCGCUUCAACCAUGAGGCCUUCUAUCACCCCAACCCUGGCAAGACUGGCGCUUACCACGCCGAGGGCGGUAAUUUUUUGAAUGUCGACCUGGCUUCGUUCGACGCCCCCUUCUUCGGGUUGACGGAGAAGGAGGCCAUCUCCAUGGACCCUCAGCAGCGUCUGCUGCUCGAGUGUACCUUCGAGGCGCUCGAGAACGCUGGUAUCCCCAAGCACACGAUCGUUGGAAAAGACGUCGGUGUCUUUGUCGGCGGCAGUUUUGCCGAGUAUGAGAGCCAUCUGUUCAGGGACAGCGACACGAUACCCAUGCACCAGGCCACAGGAUGUGCCCAUGCGAUGCAGUCCAACAGACUUUCACAUUUCUUUGAUCUCAGAGGGCCAAGUUUCACGGCAGACACCGCUUGCUCGGCUAGUUUGGUAGCCCUUCAUUUGGCUUGCCAGAGUUUGCGUGCCGGCGAGUCCACCGCCGCUAUUGUUGGUGGUUGCCAUCUGAACAUGUUGCCUGAGUUUUGGAUUUCGUUCUCGUCUUGCAGAUUGCUUGCGGACUCUGGCCGCUCUAUUGCAUUCGACCAGCGUGGUACUGGUUUCGGCCGUGGCGAAGGCUGUGGUAUGAUUAUUCUGAAGCCUCUUGAUCAGGCCAUCAGAGACAACGACUCCAUCCGUGCCGUCAUCAGAGGCACUGGUAUCAACCAGGAUGGCAAGACCCCUGGCAUCACGAUGCCCAGCGGCGCAGCGCAGGAGAAGCUCAUGAGACAGAUCUACAGAAACGCUGGACUUGACCCCAGCGACUGCGGAUAUGUCGAGGCCCACGGCACUGGUACCAAGGUCGGUGACCCGAUCGAGGCCACCGCCAUUCACAACGUCAUUGGCCAGAACAGAUCGACGAAGGACCCUCUCUUCAUCGGCUCCGUCAAGUCCAACAUUGGCCAUCUUGAGGCCGCCUCCGGUAUUGCUGGAGUCAUCAAGGCCGCCAUGAUGCUGGAGAGAGGCUUCCUCCUCCCGAACCACGACUUCAAGAAGCCCAAUGAGAAGAUCCCGUGGAAGGAGUGGAACAUGAAGAUCCCUGCCACUCAGAGGCCUUGGCCCAAGAACAAGAAGUACAUCAGUGUCAACAACUUCGGUUUCGGUGGCACCAACGCCCACAUUGUCUUGGAGAAGGCGCCUUUUACCGCUGCCCCCAAGAAGGACAAGAACCUGCCUCCCCCGGAAGCCAAGAAGGUCAAGGGCACCAAGAAGAUCUACGUCUUGUCCGCCAACGACAAGAACUCCGUCGGUGCUGUCAUGAAGAACCUUGUUGUCUACCUCGAGCAAAGGCCCGAGAUCUUCCAAAACGACCUGAUGGACAACAUUGCAUACACAUUGGGCUCGCGUCGCUCUCUGCUUCCCUGGAGGGUUGCUAUCCCUGCCUCGGAUUCUUUCGAGCUCAUCGAGACUCUCAACAGCGGAAAGGUCAUCCCCGGCAAGGAGACUGAGCCUCUGAGAAUUGGCUUCGUCUUCACCGGACAGGGUGCCCAAUGGUGGGGCAUGGGUCGUGAGCUUUACGGCGCAUACCCGAUCUACACCGCCGCCAUUGACAGAGCUGAUGAGUGCCUGAAGAAGCUCGGCGCCGAGUGGUCUCUCGUCGAGGAGCUCAGCAAGGACCAAGAAUCAUCCAGAGUUGGAGAUGCUCACAUCAGUCAGCCGGCUUGCAGUGCCGUCCAGCUUGCAUUGACUGAUCUCCUCCGCACCUGGGGCAUCCGCCCUGCAGCCGUUGCCGGUCACUCCAGUGGUGAGAUCGGUGCCGCCUACGCCGCCGGUAUCAUCGGCUUCGAGGCUGCCAUGGCCAUUGCCUACCACAGAGGUCGUCUUGUCCCCAUCUUGAAGAAGAGGAACCCCGACCUUCGCGGUUCCAUGAUGGCUGUGGGCGGUAGCAAGGAGGAGGUCCAGCCCAUGAUUGAUGCGUUGAAGCAGCAGCAAGUCAGGAUCGCCUGCUACAACAGUCCUUCCAGUUUGACCAUCUCCGGUGACACCGACGCUCUCAUCGAGCUCGAGAAGAACCUCGAGGAGAAGCAGAUGUUCAACCGGCGCCUGCAGAUCGAGACUGCCUACCACUCCCACCACAUGAACCUGGUCGCCAAGGAGUACAGGGAGUCCAUCUCUGAUCUCCCCCACCCUCAGACCACUGACGUCCGCUUCCACUCUUCUCUUUACGGCCACCAGAUCGACGGCUUUGAAUGCCAGGCUCACUACUGGGUCAACAACCUUACCUGCCCCGUCCGCUUCUCCGAGGCUCUCGAGACCAUGUUGGAGCCUGUUGGCGAGCACAAGACUGGUGUCAACAUGAUCAUCGAGUUGGGACCCCAUUCCGCUCUUCAGGGUCCCAUCAAGCAGAUCUUCAAGCAUGUUGGAGAAGCCGCGACGAAGAUCCCAUACGUAUCUCCCCUCAUCCGCAAGAAGGAUGCUGUUGAGUCUGCCAUGGACUUGGCCUGCAACCUCAUCACCAAGGGUGCCAUCCUCAACAUGGACAACGUCAACUUCCCCAACCUGAAGAAGAAGCCUUCCCUGUUGACCGAUCUUCCUCGCUACGCCUGGAACUACCAGAACAAGUACUGGCAGGAGUCUCGCAUGACUCAGAUGCACAAGUACCGCAAGUCGCCCAGAAACGACUUGAUCGGUCUUGAGGCCAUCUACUCCAGCGACCUUGAGCCCACAUGGAGAAACAUCAUUCACCUUGAUGACCUUCCAUGGCUGCGUCACCACGCUGUCCAGUCUGUCACAAUUUUCCCCAUCUCUGCCUUCAUCGGCAUGGCUCUGGAGGCUUCCGCUCAGUGGGCGCAGCGCAAGGAAAUUUCUUUUGAGAAGUUCGAGCUCAGAGAUGUCUCUGUUGUCAAGCCUUUGGCCCUUCAGGACGCCGAUGUUGAGUUGACCAUCAACCUCCGCCCUCACCAGGAGACCAACCUGACCGCAUCUGAGACCUGGAAGGAGUUCCGCAUCUGCUCUUGGUCGCACGGCAGCGGCUGGACCGAGCAUUGCGUCGGUCUGAUUGCCCUACACACCACCGAGACCAACGAGGUCGACGGCAAGGAGCAGAAGCUGGCCGCUCUUCGUGGCGCUGAGGCUACCAUCAAGGCCAGCGAGGGUCCUGAGGCUGUUGCUGUCGCUGAGGCCGACAUCUACGAGCGCCUUACUGAGCUCGGUGUCGGAUACGGACCGUCUUUCCAGGGCAUCAAGGACUGUAAGGCUUCCAGCAAGUACGCGAUGGGUAACAUCGCAGCCUUUGACGUCGCCGCCGACAUGCCCAACCAUUACCAGACCAGCACUGUGCUCCACCCGACUUUCCUGGAGUCCGUCAUCGAGAUGUACUGGCCCAUCCUUGGCGCCGGCCGCACCGACAUCAACACCGUCUACCUGCCCUCCUCCAUCGGCAGGAUGUCCAUCGCCCGCGAGAUCACCGCCCUCACCAAGACGCCUGGCAGCACUCUCAAGGCUUACUGCAAGGCUGACUUCCCGGCCGAGGCCCGCUCUACCAAGGUCUCUGUGUUCGCCACUUCCGAGAAAAAUGACCUCGUCAUUGAGAUUGAUGAGCUCACCGUUUCCCCCAUCAUUGAUGGUGAGACUGAGUUGGCCAGCAACCCCGCUCGCGAGCUCUGCUACAAGCUCGAGUGGGAGGACAUUGGCAACUUGAAGUCGCUCUCUGGCAAGGCCAAGACCAAGAUCAACGGCGCUCUCGGAGUCAAGGUUGACGCUCCUCUGCCUGACGUUGAUGUCGCCAUCAUCCACGGCGACUCCAACUUCCAGCAGACUUUGGCCAACGGUCUCGCCAUUGCCCUGGCCAGUGCUACCUCCAGACUUCCCGAGAUGGGUGGCAUGCACGAGGUCAACACCGAGGGCAAGCUGACCAUCGUCCUCACUGAGAUCGAGCAGCCCUUCCUUGCCAACCCUACCAAGGAGCAGUUCGCCGAGGUCCGCAACAUGCUUGCUGGCGUCCAGGGCUGCCUGUGGGUUGUCCGUGGUGCCUACGAUAAGGCCACCUCGCCCGAGUCCAACAUGAUCAUCGGUCUUAGCAGAACCGUCCGCUCCGAGACCGUUCUGCCCUUCGCGACUCUCGAUCUUGACGACAACAACCAGCUGGACGAGGAUGACUCUUCUGCCGUUAUCUUCGAGAUCUUUAAGCUUGCUUUCGGCGCCAAUGCCUCGUCCACAAGCGAGCUUGAGUUCAUGGAGCGUUCCGGCCGGUUCUUCACCCCCCGCAUUGUUCACGACGAGGAGAUGAACGAGUUCGUCCACCGCGAGACCAACCCCAGCGUUGUCGAGCUCCAGCCCUUUGGCAAGGACAACCGAUACCUCAAGAUGGAGUUCUCUACUCCCGGUGCCAUCGAGACGGUGCACUUCGUUGAUGAUGUCUCUGCUACCCAGCCUCUCGGAGACGAUGAGGUCGAGUUCGAGGUCAAGGCUGUUGGCAUGAAUCUUCGCGAUGUCAUGCUUGCUAAGGGCCAGAUCCCCGACGCCGACAAGCACGCCCUUGGUGUCGAGGCUUCUGGUGUUGUCACCAGAGUCGGCUCCGCUGUCAAGGCUCACAAGGCUGGCGAUCGCAUUGCCGCCCUCACCAUCAAGCACGGCGCCUAUGCCACGCGCACUCGCACCACCUCCGCCAACGUCAUGCCCAUGCCAUCCAAGAUGUCUUUCGAGGACGCCUCCACUCUUCCUCUGGCCUACUGCACCGCCUACUACAGCUUGAUCGAGCAGGCACGCCUCCGUGAGGGUCAGCGCAUCCUGGUCCACUCCGCUGGUGGUGGCAUUGGCCAGGCUUCUGUCUGUCUCGCCAAGAUGAUUGGUGCCGAGAUCUUUGUCACCGUCAGCACCGCCGCCAAGAAGAAGCUCCUGAUGCAGCACUACAACGUCCCCGAGGACCACAUCUUCUACAGCCGCAACACCACCUGGAGAGCUGCUGUGAGGCGCGCCACCAACGAUGAGGGUGUUGACGUUGUCCUCAACACUCUGCCGGGCGCUGACGCUCUGAGGGAGAGCUGGGCUUGUCUCAGCCGCUUCGGCUGCCUCGUCGAUGUUCGUAGGAAGGAUGGCUCUCGCGCCACCCGCCUCGACAUGGGCCAGUCUGAUAACAACGCUUCGUUCUUGAGCGUCGAUAUCUUUGGCCUCGCCGCCGAGAGGCCCAAGAUCAUGGAGAGACUGGUCACUGACGUCUCCAAACUCUUGGCUGACGACCAGCUCCGCCCCAUUGACCCUGCCACCAUCUUCCCCGUGUCCUGCAUGGAGACGGCCUUCAAGACGCUUCAGACCACUCAGGGCCCCGGCAAGCUUGUCGUCGUCCCCCAUGCUGAGGAUGUUGUUAUGGCAACGCCUUCCAAGGCUGCGAAGGCUCUUCUCAAGGCCGACGCCACUUACCUCCUCAUCGGUGGUACUGGUGGUCUUGGUCGCAGCAUGUCCAGAUGGAUGAUCGAGCACGGCGCCAGAAACUUGGUACUCCUGUCCCGUAGCGGUUCCGCCACUGGCAAGGUCAAGGUCCUCAUUGACGAGGCCGCUGAGGAGGGUGCUCACGUCACCGUCCGCUCCUGCAACGUCGCCGAUAAGGCCAGCGUUGAGCAGCUGUUCAACACUGGUCUCAAGGGCCUGCCGCCUGUUCGUGGUGUCAUUCACGGUGCCAUGGUCCUUCGUGACGUCCUCUUUGAGCAGAUGAAGUUCAAUGACUACAUCUCCGUCACCGAGUCCAAGGUUCAGGGUGCCUGGAACUUCCAUCACGCUCUCCAAGAGCGUCAGACCGAGCUUGACUUCUUCAUCGCCAUCUCCUCCGCCGCCGGAGCCGUCGGCAACCGUGGCCAAGCCGCCUACGCCGCUGCCAACUGCUUCCUCAACGCCUUCGUCCAGCACCGCAUCGCCCUGGGUCUGCCCGCUACCUCCCUCGAUCUUACCGCUGUCUCCGACGCCGGUUACCUGGCCGAUGGCAGCGCUGAGCGUGCCGCCGAGGUCGCCAAGAACUUGGGCUCCGACAGUAUCUGCGAGGCCGAGGUGCUCGCCCUCAUCGGCGCCUCUAUCUCGGGUAAGACGUCCGUCUGCAACCACCACGUCAUCACGGGUAUGCGCAUCACGCCCACCAUCCAGCCCUUCUGGACGCCAGACGCCAAGUUCAAAGCCCUCCGCCUGGCAGCUGAGGAGCUUGCCGCCGCCGAGGCUGGUGCCAACGGCGCCGUGUCGCUCAAUGCCGCGCUCAAGGCGUCGCGCAGCGAGACGGAGGCCAUGGAGGUCGUGUGCCGCGGUCUGGUCGAGAAGAUUGCCGCUGUGCUCAUGAUGGAGACCGAAGACCUCGACGUCACUCGCAGCUUGUCGCAUUACCCUCUCGACUCGCUUGUCGCCAUCGAGAUCCGUAACUUCAUCACCCGCGAGUUCGAGGCCAACAUGCAGGUCCUCGAGUUGUUGAGCAGUGGCAGCAUCCAGACUCUCACCAAGGCUGUCUGCAAGAAGAGCAAGCUUUGCGUCGGAUUUGACUGGAGCAAUUAG